Vigna unguiculata (cowpea) is the source of this 911-nucleotide messenger RNA. RefSeq lists its product as uncharacterized. Lineage: Eukaryota; Viridiplantae; Streptophyta; Magnoliopsida; Fabales; Fabaceae. The record is from RefSeq and is a predicted model, not a curated record.
UCAUAAAAGGUUCCUUGAUCCAUCCAUGUCUUACUUAGAAUAUUAAAAGUAAUGAAUGCAUAAAUAAAUAAAAAAUUAAAAAUAUUGGCUUUUGGUUUGAUUUGAUAAGUUUGGUUGAGCUGAGCGGAGUGAAGAAAGUUGGGUUUGGUUUGAUCGAAGAAAUGGCGAAGGGAGGAGAGAAAUGCAAUGAGGAGUUGUAUGAGGUUCUGGGCAUAGAGAAGGAGUGUACCCCAUCUGAGCUCAAGAAUGCCUAUAAGAAACUUGCACUGAAAUGGCACCCAGAUCGUUGUUCAGGGAGCCACGAGGAAGAAGGGAAGAAGAAGUUCCAGGCAAUCCAGCACGCCUAUUCUGUCUUAUCUGACGCCAACACAAGGUUACUGUACGACGUAGGUGUCUAUGACAGCGAUGACGACCAAACCGGCAUGGGUGAUUUCUUGAAUGAAAUGGCCACAAUGAUGAGUCAAUCAAAACCCAUUGACAAUGGGGAGGAGAGUUUUGAGGAGUUCCAACAGCUCUUUGGAGAAAUGUUUCAAGCCACUGCACCUGCUUCACCUACGUACAUCAUGACUAAUGGUGAAGGUUCUAGAUCAAAUAGACGUAAUUCCACUGAAAUUAAUUUUGGAAAGACAGAAAAUACAUCCGAACUCAAUCCCAGCGACCAGAACUUCUGCUUAGGGGCUCUGGUCGUAAAGAUUCUGAACUUCCUAGCUGUGCAAUUGCAUCUCAAUUGUUGUCCAUGUCAUGGUUGUGAUGUCAUUUUCUAUUAAAAAGGAGGAUACAAAGUUGUUGGGUUGGUAAUGAAAUGUUAGGAGUUUGUAAAAUGUAUCUGCCUUAGAUUACAUAUUACAUACGGUGACAUAUAAGUAAAAGUGGGUGUGUGACUACUACUGAUAGAUAUUGGUGUUGAUGAU